UGUGGAGGAGGGACACGUAUCAACAAAGCAGCAUGGAAAGAAGGAUGCCGCAGAUGUUCACUUGGAAAGAAAUGGAUGGGCUUUGAAGAAUAACGUCACAAGCAAACUAUUAAUUACUUGGCAAGAGAAGGAGCGUUUGUUUACUCUGCUGUGUCUGAACUUCUUCCGGGAGCCUGUCUACUACAUAUGCAGCCGAUGACCGUUGCUGGGAGAGCAGGGGCUCCCAUGUUGCUGCAUAUUUAGGCAUAUUUUUAUAAAUCUAUAUUUUUAGACACAAGGAGAAUACUCUCCACUUUGAUAAUGUUCCAGUUAUUGAAGGCAGCAGUUGGCGGGAUUGCAUCAAAAGUGGGCGACGGUGAGCCACUGAAGUACAACAACACUAGCCUACAAGUUCAUGAAGAGGAAGUUUUGUUUUGUAAAAAUAAUGUUUGUGUUCACUUACGAAAGAGUGUACGUAACGAUAUGAGACCGGGUAACGACGAACACAUUCCUGGAUACUUUAGCUUAAAGAGGAUUACAAAAGUUGGGAUGAUACCAGAUCUAUUACUGACUUGGAUUCCAAAUACUCUUCUAACAGUAGGCCAGCUAGAUGAAGGUCUACUUGAAGAAUCAGAUGCAACAAUAUGUAGUGAGACGAAUUCAUCACGCAUGUCUGCUAGUGAGAUAAGCUUUACUAAUAAUCAGGAAGAUGACCUGAAUAAAUUAAAUAUUGAUGGUACUGAAGCUGAAACUAUAAGCAAAGACACUGAGUCUACCAGUGGUGCAAUCAUAGCUACAGAGAGCAAAGAUGAAUUGAACAACUCUGUCCCAUACACUGAAUGUUUGAGUCAAAGAAGCUCAGCAUCAACUUCACCCAGGCAUGAGCCAGGUGAAGGAUUUGUGGCGCAAUAUGGGGGUAUAUUUAGCAUUAAUUUCAGUGACAUGAAAGCUGUGAAAUUGUUUCUGACAGAUAAAGAUGACACCAGUGGACAGUUGGUCAUCAGUAGCUUAGAGAACCAAUAUAAGGUGUUCCAUUUUCACCACAGUGGUCUUGAUAAACUUGCAAAAAUCUUCAACCUCUGGGAGGGUUGUGAAAAAGACAGUGAAGAUAAUUUUACAGAGACAUUGCAGAAAGUUUAUUUUAUAUCAAAGAAUUUCAAGUUUGGAAUGAAAACUGAAACUGGCGAAGAUAUGCAUCCUGAAGAUGGAAAUUACCUUCCACUGACUUUGGACAAAUGGAUGGGAUUGUUAAAUGCCAUGGGCCAAAUCGAAGAUAUCAAUAAUUUCAGAAAACAUGUCUUCUUUGCUGGUGUAAAUCCUGAAACAAGACCUGAUGCCUGGAAAUUUCUGUUGUACUGCUUUCCAAUUCAUUCAACUUCGUUUGAGAGAGACAGGCAAAGAAAAGAACAUGAAGAUGCAUACAGAGCCAUUCACGAGCAAAGGCUUUCGUUAACUGGUGAAGAAUACGAAAAGUUCUGGAAAAAUAUACAGUUUACGGUUGAUAAAGAUGUUGUGCGCACCGAUCGGAGCCAUCCAUUUUUUACAGGACAAGAUAAUCCGAAUGUGGAAAAAAUGAGGAACAUCCUCCUAAACUAUGCGAUUUACAACCCGGAAAUGGGGUACACCCAAGGUAUGAGUGAUUUACUGUCCCCAUUGUUGUCAACGAUCCAAGAUGAAGUGGAUACAUUUUGGUGUUUUGUUGGCCUGAUGGAAUUAAGUUUGUUUGCAACUACACCUACAGAUAAAUCCAUGGACAAAUCUUUGGGCUACCUGCGAGAGCUUCUGCGUGUGAUGUACCCCGAUUUUUACAUCCAUUGCCUGAUGCGAGACGAAGAGCUUGACUUGCUGUUCUGCCAUCGCUGGCUUGUUUUGUGCUUCAAGCGUGAGUUCAUAGAACCUGAAGUUCUCAGUAUUUGGGAAGCAUGCUGGUCUGGGUAUCAGACAGAUUACUUUCACAUUUUUGUUUGUGUUGCUAUGAUUCGUCUUUAUGGUAACAAGUGCAUCGAAAGUAAAAUGCGCAUUGACGAUAUGAUGCAGUAUUUCAUGGACAUGGCAAUGAAGUUUGAUGGUUCAGCAGUGCUCAGAGAGGCACGGAGCCUCCUCUACCGGUUCCGGAAGUUUCAGGUUAUUCCAUGCACACUGCAAGGUUUCCUUUCAGGACCGGGUGUUUGGGAUGGUGGCAUUGAACCAGAGAUAGAAUGUGUCAGUCGACAUCGAAGAUGCUGCUUGAUCACUGCCAACGAUUCGUCAAAUGCAAAAGAGAAUAAAAGAGACAUUCAGCUUCCAAGCCCAGUGCUGGUGCAAGCUGAUCAGGAGGAAGAUUUACCAGAUAAAGUGGAAGAGUUACCUGAUAAAGCGGAGGAUUUACCUGAUAAAGCGGAAGAUUUACCUGAUAAAGCGGAAGAUUUACCUGAUAAAGCGGAAUAUUUACCUGAUAAAGCGGAAGAGUUGCCUGAUAAAGCGGAAGAUUUACCUGAUAAGGCGGAAUAUUUACCUGAUAAAGCGGAAGAUUUACCUGAUAAAGCGGAAGAUUUACCUGAUAAAGCGGAAGAUUUGCCUGAUAAAGCGGAAGAUUUACCUUAUAAAGCGGAAUAUUUACCUGAUAAAGCGGAAGAUUUGCCCGGUAAAGAGGAGGACACAGGUAAAGAGAAAACCGAUUCCAAUGAAAAGACUGUUGAGAUCUCACUGGGGGCUGCAAACAGAGUGACUGAAGGUGGCGCAGUGACUAAUGAAGAUAGCUGAUAUCAUGAUGAUUAUGAUGGUGGUGACAUUGUUAAGUGAAAAAAGUUCCAAACGGUCGACCAUUUUUUGUUACCAUUUCUUCAAUUCUCCCCAUAUUAGAAAAUGUCAUUUAAAAAUAUAUCAUAUAUCAAAUUUUGAACAUUGUAAA
This is a messenger RNA of Rhopilema esculentum, 2869 nucleotides long. Its product is annotated as TBC1 domain family member 16. Gene Ontology annotation, cellular component: early endosome. Gene Ontology annotation, molecular function: GTPase activator activity. Gene Ontology annotation, biological process: activation of GTPase activity. Lineage: Eukaryota; Metazoa; Cnidaria; Scyphozoa; Rhizostomeae; Rhizostomatidae. The record is from RefSeq and is a predicted model, not a curated record.